AUGAAAUUUCAUUAUCUAUCAACACGUGUAUUUGUUUGUGUUAAUAUAUUUAUUGCAUCUCAUCAGGUUCUCAUGUUCUAUAGCUAUAGAUAUCAAUUAAACCUUCUUCGAGUCAAGUUGAAGUCUGAAGCGGAAGAUCUCGACCCUCAUCAAACUCCUUGUCUUUUGAAAAGUGUGAAAAUGUUGGAUACCAGUCAAGUGCUCGUUAUUCAAUUUAAUGUGUCUUCUCAGUACCAAGACGUCUUUGAAUCUGUACCACGAGAUAUUCCACCAAACAUUACUUACGACAAACCACUAAACCAACUAAUAUCAAGAUCAGUAGUAUUUAUUAUUAUUGGUACUUUAUUGUUGGGUACCACCGAGGCACAACAACAAGCACCCAUUAGAAUGGGUGUACUGUUGGAGGGAUCUUUGAGAGAUCUCGCUUCCAACUAUGUCAUCAACAAGGGUGCUGGAGAGACCGAAGCCUUUUUAAACACAUCUGGUAAUCUCGUCGUCGAAGACAUUAGCACCUACGACUUGGCCUACUCGACCAUCUCUGAUAUGGCUGAUCGUGGCUUCAACUAUUUCAUCACUGGCGCAGACAGCCAAUUCGACGCUGCCUAUGACGCUGCCGGAGACCACCCAGAGUGCUUCUUCCUCGUCGCUGUCAACGACCACACCAAUCAAGAGAGACUCCCAAGCCUCAGAAAGAACAUGGCCUCCUUCCGUCGUGACCUCGUCGCUCCAUUCUACUUGCUCGGUUACAUUGCAGGCAAGGUUUCUACUAGUGUCGGUUUUGUCGUCCCCGGUCCACCAGUCGAGAACUACUACUCUGUCAAUGCCUUUUUCAACGGUGCUAGAGCUUCCAACGCUAUCUUUAACUUGUCGGUCGUCUCUACCAGCUCUUACAAUGACCAUGACACUGCUCUCGGUGCCAUCAACAUCCUCGAACAGGAUCAAGCCAUUACAGCCGUCACUCAAUCCCAAGAUGAUAUGCUUGUCUCUGAACACUACCUUGCCAGAGGUCUCAAUGCCUUUGGAUCCAACGGAUUUGCCCAAGACAUUAGAUACGGAUCACGUAUCUUCCAAAGUAUCGUCUAUGACUAUAGCACCAUCUUUUCUCACUUUGCUCAAUUGAUCAAGGAUGGAAAUUGGCAAUCAACUCACUACUAUGCUACUUUUGCCAAUGGUUUCUAUCAAUUAUCUGAUUAUUCAUAUCUUGUUCCAGCUGAAGCACAAGCAGACAUUGCUCUUGUUUUUAACAAACUUGUUAAUAAUGAAACCGAUACCUAUUGUUGUUCAGCAAACAACCUUGAGUUCUUUGACGCUCAAUGUGUAAGUUACCAUGACAUGUUGGACAUGGAGGAGAUGUACUCGAGUGUCACCAACUAUGGAUACUAUGCCGUGCCAACGACCGAGGUCUAUGAUACUGCUGGUGUCAACAACACAUUCCUUGCUGUCAGUUCCAUCCAAAUCUUGUGUGGUCUUAUUGCCAUUGUUGCCUGUAUCAUCUUUAGAAACAAGUUGCCAAUUGCCUACUCAAACAUUCUCUUUUGUUUUGGUUUGGCUUUGGGUGCCAUCUUGGUGGCCGUUGCCAUCUUGCUCUGGAAUCUCCACGAAAAGAACAGGGGUAUUUGUGUGUCACGUAUUUGGAUGGCUUCACUCGGCUACACCUUUAUCAUUGGUCUCAUGAUUGUUAAAAACACUCGUAUCUACUACAAGUUUGAAGAGUUGUUGCGUAAAAAGUCCGACAAGAUCUCACCUAUCACUCCAGACCGUGUCUACAGCUGGUUGUCAGUGUUGCUCAUCAUCGAUGUUAUCUUGCUCGCCAUCUACACUGGUACUGGUGACCCCAACAAGAUCGACAGUCUUGGCUUGGACGGUAUCGGCAAGUACGAGUACACCCAAAACUGUGUCAACAACCUCAACGGUGACAUCACGCUCUACAUCAUCCUCGUCUACCACGGACUCCAACUUCUCUACGGCUGCUACAUCUCUUGGAGAACCAGACGUGUUGAUCUCGAAGAGUUUGAAGAGACACACGAGUUCUCAACCGUCACCUACCUCAUCAGUUUCACCACCUUUAUCGUUGUCCCCCUCAUGGCCGGUAUCACCUCACAAAGAUCACGUGACGCCAUUAUCUCGUCGGUUGCCAUCUUUACCUCGUUCUCUUCGCUCCUCAUUCUCCUCGGCUCCAAGUUUUGGAAGAUCUACAACCCCAUCCAAGACGACGGUCUUCCCAAGAUCGCCCUUGACAAGCUUCCAGCCAAGCCAAAGGGACACGGUAUCUCUGGUGUCAAAAACACCAACACCAAUGCCGUUUCCGAGUACAGUCGUAACCAAUUCCUUACUGCUGUUGCCAAUCCAACUGGUAGUUCUGCAAUGUUUGAUGAUUAA
This is a messenger RNA of Cavenderia fasciculata, 2379 nucleotides long. It is a transcript of the gene grlL, whose product is annotated as G-protein-coupled receptor family 3 protein 11. Gene Ontology annotation, biological process: G protein-coupled receptor signaling pathway. Gene Ontology annotation, cellular component: plasma membrane. Lineage: Eukaryota; Evosea; Eumycetozoa; Acytosteliales; Cavenderiaceae. The coding region runs from base 1 to 2379 and encodes 792 amino acids. The transcript is spliced from 3 exons. Gene Ontology annotation, molecular function: G protein-coupled receptor activity. The record is from RefSeq and is a predicted model, not a curated record.